Messenger RNA from Scatophagus argus, 4173 nucleotides. RefSeq names its product nucleotide-binding oligomerization domain containing 1 (gene nod1). The coding region runs from base 175 to 3000 and encodes 941 amino acids. Gene Ontology annotation, biological process: regulation of apoptotic process. The record is from RefSeq and is a predicted model, not a curated record. Lineage: Eukaryota; Metazoa; Chordata; Actinopteri; Scatophagidae. Gene Ontology annotation, molecular function: protein binding. The transcript has 12 exons.
CUACUCCAACAGAAAACUUAGUUUACUGUAUGUUGACAACAGAAAGUAACCUAACGGGCACCUGUAGCACUGACAGUAGCUACUUCCUUUAAAAGCUUGGUGUUUAUUUUGCACAGUUGUUUUGGGCGCUUUGGUGUGGACGCAACACAAUGAGCUGACUGAUCUGCAGUAAACAUGGGUCAGCGAGAAGAAGCCAAGGCGUCGUGCCUCAACGUCCUCACCUACCACAGAGAGCUGCUGGUGUCCAGGUUGAGGAGUAUUCAGUGCAUCCUGGACAACCUGUUGGCCUGUGGCUUCCUCUGUGAAGAAGAUGUAGAGAUUGUACAGCAGACUGUUACCAAGAAGGAGCAGGUGCGCAAAAUCUUGGAGCUGGUCCAAUGCAAAGGGGAGGAAGCCUGUGAAUACUUUAUUUACAUCAUAUAUAAAGUAUGUGAUGCAUACAUAGACCUCCAGCCGUGGUUGAAAGAGAUCAACUACAAGCCAAGCAAUGACAUAGCAGUGAUGAAAGUGGUGAACACUGAUCCCAUCAGCAGGUAUUGUGAGAAGCUGAGGCAUGAGAUGAGCCGGGACACCUGCUUCAUCAUGUCGUAUGGCCAGGGAGAGGAAACACGUCUAGAGGAACUAUACACUGACACGCUGAUGGAACUGUUGAGUGACUGCAAUGAAAGUAUGGGAUUCUUAGAGAGUCUGGACCAGCUCCUGGGAGAAAAUGCAGUCUUCAAUCCACAAGGUGAAACCAUCUAUGUGACGGGGGAUGCUGGCGUGGGAAAAUCCAUCCUCCUGCAGAAGCUCCAGAACCUCUGGUCCAACAAAGAGCUGCAGACGGACGCCAUUUUCUUCUUUAAGUUCCGCUGUAGGAUGUUCAGCAUCCUCAAGGACACAGAACACAUCUCUCUCAGAGACCUUUUGUUCAAAUACAACUGCUACCCCGACCAUGAUCCAGAUAACGAGGUGUUUGAUUAUAUCCUGCGCUUCCCUGAGAAGGUUAUAUUUACAUUUGAUGGAUAUGAUGAGAUUCAGGAGGAUCUAGACCUUAUGAAUGUACCUGAAGUGGUGUCCCCAGAAGGCAAGGCACACCCUCUCCAGCUGCUCGUCAGCUUGCUCAGUGGAAAACUACUCAAGGGCUCCCAGAAGGUGCUGACAUCCCGGACAGGAGUUGACAUCCAGAGUAGGGUGAUCAGAAAGAAGGUGGCCUUGCGAGGGUUCUCGCCUGUUCACUUGAAGACCUACACUGACCUACACUUCAGUGAGCAGGAGCACCGAAAGCUGGUGUCAGUUCAGCUGGAAGCUAGCCCCCACCUCUACGGCCUGUGCUCCACACCACUGUUCUGCUGGAUUGUAUUCAAAAGCUUUAGGCACCUGCACACCAUGCAUGAUAGUUUUCAUCUGCCUGAAGCCUGUAUAUCACUCACUGACAUCUUCCUCCUGCUGUCUGAGGUCUUCCUCAGCCACUCCACCUCCCCUGCUCCACCUCUGGUGAAGAAAAGCACUCGCUGUGCCUCAGAGACUUUCAAAGCAGGGCUCAGGCCUCUUGCAGCAUUUGCAAAACUAGCUCUUCUGGGAAUGGAGAAAGGGAGCUUCAUUUGCAGCCAAGAGGAGAUCACUGAGUGUGGUCUGACUGAGGAGGACCUGCCCCUGGGCUUUCUUCGAGCCAUUAGUGAGUAUGAUGCCAGUGGAAGCCCUGCUUCAUUUGAAUUCCUCCAUAUCACCCUUCAGUCUUUCUUGGCAGCGUUUGCUCUCGUAUUGGACGAGCAGGCUGCUCCAAGCUCCAUCCUCAAGUUCUUUACAGAGUGUAGCAGGAAAAGAGAAUCAUCCUGUCUGCCUUUUCAGUUCUGUAUCAGUGGAUCUUCGAAGCCCAGCGAAAAGAAGCCCUUUGCAACUAAUGAACACCUUCAGUUCACUAAUCUGUUCUUGUGCGGACUGCUGUCCAAAGCUCACCGUGGCCUGAUUGAGAAUCUGGUAUCUCCUGUGCUGUUAAAGAAUAAACGGGCCUUACUAAAAUCCUACCUUUCCACCAGCAUAAAGUCCCACCUCCAUGGCUUACCCCACUACGAGAGUGACGACGGCAAGAAAGUCCAUGUUUUGCCAAACUUCCUUUGGCUACUGAGGUGCAUCUUUGAGACAGGGAGCAAAGACAUCGCUCAAAUGACAGCAAAAGGCAUCACGGCUGCCAUCAUCAAGCUGGGUUACUGUAACGUGUUCUCAGGGGACUGCACCGCCCUGAACUUUGUGCUGCAGCACCGUCAGAAGCACAUAGGGCUCGACAUGGACAACAACAACAUCAGUGACUACGGGGUGAUGCAGCUGAAACCCUCCUUUUGUAAAAUGACAAUAGUAAGAUUAUCUGUAAAUAACCUGUCAGACAGCAGCAUUGAGAUUCUUGCAGAGGAGCUUUGUAAGCAUAAAGUUGUGGAGAUUUUGGGCCUUUACAACAAUCAGAUCACUGAUGUUGGAGCCAAGCUAGUUGCUCAGAUCAUUGAAGCGUGUCCGAAGCUGCGAGUUGUCAAGAUUGGUAAAAACAAGAUCACUACUGUUGGGGGGAAGUAUUUGGCGGGCGCAAUUCAGAAGAGCACUUCUGUAUUCGAUGUAGGAAUGUGGGGGAACAGUAUUGGUGAUGAGGGAGCAGAAGCAUUUGCAAAAGCUUUGAGACACCACCCAAGCCUUACUAACCUCAGUCUCUCAGCUAAUGGCAUCACAUCCAAAGGUGGAAAGUGCCUGGCAGAAGCUCUGAAAGAGAACAGCGUCCUCAGGAUAUUUUGGUUAGUGCAGAAUGAGCUGACUGAUGAUGCAGCUCCACACUUGGCUGAGUUGGUCCAGGCUAACACAGGAUUAAGACACCUCUGGUUAAUCAGCAACCAGUUCACUGUGGAUGGGAUCAAGCAGCUCGCUGAGGCCCUCGCUCACAACACAGCACUCAAAGAGAUAUGCUUGAAAGGAAACCAGCUCCAUGAAGAGGAAGAGAAACUGUUUGAGGCAGAGAAAAGGAUGCGGUUCCACUGACUGGGCACUCCUGUGAGACACAUGCAUGUGCUGAGUACAAUCUGCAUAGCAGAACAGAUGCAGAGUGUGUUCACUGUGGACAUGUAGUAUUUCACCUAUGGGCACUUAGCUGUAAUGGAAAUUCUCUAUAUUCACUAAUUCAUCAUGCAUUGUUGAUGAAACCAUUUUUUGCACUGAGGAAACUGUGUGUGUCUUGUUCCAUGUAGGGGAUGUUUACCUGACAUUUUACCAAAUGUUUGACAGUUUUACGUGACUGUUGGCAAAAAAGGAAGUGGAAGCACUGAUGAACAAGACGAAAAUGAAGCAAUACCUUCCUUCUUUGUCUUGUGUGACUAUAUCUAUCUAUAGAUAAUCUUAUUUUAUUUUAUUUAUUGUUGGCUGUUCCUCUGUACUGUGUUUUCAUAGCCAGUGCAAUGAAUUUCCCCUGAUAGACUCUCCGUCUACACGAACAACACGUGGAGCUUAGUUAGUAAGAAAGACUUCCCUUUAUCAUUACUCUCCGGAUGCUCCUCAUCUGUUCCCCUCUAUAGACCCUUUUCACACAUCACAUUUUAUCUCGCUGUAGCAGGAAAUUCAUAAAAUGACUUAUGACUCCGUUCCAUUCAAGUGUUCCAGUACCCUACUGUGCGACAGUGAACAGGCAGCCCCCUGAAAGUGACACACUUCAACAGAAGGUGAUCAUUACUCAAGGAACAAUAUUAGUAAGGAUAGGUAUCUGUCUAUCCCUAAUCUUAAUGUUCAUCUUUAAAUGAACAAACUACGCUUUCGUGACAGAAAUGCAGUGGGUGUAUACAGAAAUGAGCAGUCUUGAUGCAACUAAGCUCACUAAGCUCCAUGUUUAAUAGAAUUUGUGAAAAAUAAUUUGAAUAGGACACUGUUCAGGCUGAUUAUACUGCUGGAUUUUUACUAAAAAAUUUGGAUUAGUUUUAAACACAAAACAUAAAAAUGCAAUAAGUACAAGAGAAUGAUUGGUAUCCAAAGGAUUCACUCUUAAUUGCUUUUUGUACAUAGUUUUACAGGAAAGAAAUAUUUCAACAUAUUUUCUAUUUGUUAUGAUUUUCUGUCUUUGUCACUUACAUAUUGAACAGCACACAUUCUCGUUUACAUUUCAUUAGGUAAUUGUCGUUGGGGCUCAGAACUGGCAAGGAAUAAAUUAUGAAAAUGCUAAAAAAA